AUGAGAUUAGUAAUUCAAGAGACAUCUGAAAAAGUUGGUGAGUUCAUCGCAAACUACAUUCGAGAAAAGAUUGUCAAUUUCAAACCAACCGAAGAGAAGAAACACUAUGUUUUGGGAUUACCAACUGGUUCGUCACCACUUCCAAUCUAUAAGAGAUUGGUUGCCAUGCACAAAGAAGGUAAACUCUCGUUCAAAAAUGUGAUUACCUUCAAUAUGGAUGAGUACGUAGGAUUGUCUCCAGAGCAUCCAUUCAGCUACCAUUACUUUAUGCACGAGAAUCUCUUCAAGUACAUCGAUAUCGAGCGUCAGAACAUCCAUAUUCUCAGCGGUGUCGCUGCCGAUGCCGAAGCAGAGUGCGAAGCAUACGAAGCGGCUAUCAAGCGUGCUGGUGGUAUCGAUUUGUUCCUCGGAGGAAUUGGUGUAGAUGGACACAUCGCUUUCAACGAGCCGGGUUCAUCGUUGGCCAGUCGCACACGUCUCAAGACACUGACUCGCGACACCAUCAUCGUAAACUCACGUUUCUUUGAGAGUGUCUCACAGGUGCCAACCAAGGCAUUGACCGUCGGUGUCGGAACGAUUAUGGAUGCCAAAGAAGUAGUUCUCAUUGUCACUGGACACAACAAGGCAAUGGCACUCUACAAGACCGUAGAAGAAGGUAUCAGUCAUAUGUGGACUGCCUCUGCACUCCAAAUGCACAGACAUUCAAUGAUCGUAUGCGAUGAAGAUGCAACCGAUGAACUCAAAGUUAAAACUGUUAAAUAUUUCAAAGAUGUAGAAAGUUCAAAUAGAUUAUAA
This is a messenger RNA of Heterostelium album PN500, 795 nucleotides long. RefSeq names its product glucosamine-6-phosphate isomerase (gene gnpda1). Gene Ontology annotation, molecular function: identical protein binding; glucosamine-6-phosphate deaminase activity. Gene Ontology annotation, biological process: N-acetylneuraminate catabolic process; carbohydrate metabolic process; D-glucosamine catabolic process. The transcript has a single exon. The coding region runs from base 1 to 795 and encodes 264 amino acids. NCBI's taxonomy places the organism in Eukaryota, Evosea, Eumycetozoa, Acytosteliales, Acytosteliaceae. The record is from RefSeq and is a predicted model, not a curated record. Gene Ontology annotation, cellular component: cytoplasm.